GCCGCUGCCUGUCGCUGAGGCCAAGAUGGCGGAGCGGGGGCAGUCGGUGGUGAGGGACGGUUUGCGGGUCUUCAUUCUCUGCCUGUGUUGGUACACCGUGAGCUCGGGCGGCAAUGUCAUCAACAAAGUCAUCCUGAACCGGUUCCCGUACCCGGUCACCGUCUCCCUGUUCCACAUCCUCUCCAUCUGCCUGUUCAUGCCGCCGUUGCUCCGCGCCUGGAACGUCGCCCCGGCCGGGGAGCUGCCGCCGCGAUACUUCAGCCGCCUCCUGCUGCCCCUCGCCUUCGGCAAAUACUUCGCCUCGGUGUCCGCGCACAUCAGCAUCUGGAAAGUGCCCGUCUCGUACGCGCACACGGUCAAGGCCACUAUGCCCAUUUGGGUGGUUCUUCUGUCCCGUCUCAUCAUGAAAGAAAAGCAAACUCUGAAGGUCUACAUAUCAUUGAUUCCCAUAAUAUCUGGAGUCUUCUUGGCAACGGUGACUGAACUUUCCUUUGAUGUUUGGGGACUGAUUAGUGCACUUGCUGCCACUCUGUGCUUCUCCCUUCAGAACAUCUUCUCGAAGAAGGUGCUGAGGGAUACACGGAUGCAUCAUCUUCGACUCCUCUAUAUCCUUGGAUGUUACGCUGUCGUUUUUAUGGUUCCAACUUGGGUCCUUGUUGAUGUCUCUGCAUUUUUUGUAAACAGCUCAGUAACUGAUGUCUCCCACUGGUACUGGACCCUCAUAUUGCUUAUCAUCAGUGGCUUCUGUAACUUUGCUCAAAACAUGGUCGCCUUUAGUAUUUUAAACCUCAUCAGCCCACUCAGCUACUCCGUGGCCAAUGCCACCAAGAGGAUCAUGGUGAUUUCAGUAUCACUCAUCAUGUUGCAGAACCCAGUCACUUCCACCAAUGUCAUGGGGAUGAUGACUGCCAUCGUUGGGGUUUUCGCCUAUAAUAAGGCUAAAUAUGAUGCCAACCAAGAAGCCAAGAGAAAGUUGCUCCCAGUUACCUCCACGGACCUCCUGUCUCUCGAUCACCAUCACGAACUGUCUGUUGAGCAGAAGGGACAAAUGAAUGGGACUGUGCUGUACUCUCAAUACACAGACUACCAGUAUGGACGGAAUGGCCUGCUGGCCGAGCAGUUGCAGUACAACCGGCAAAGCGCCCUUGGAACCACUUAUGUUUCCAACCGCUUUGAUGUCUAAAUAUAUGUAACUUCACCCUUAACUUAUUCUACAUACAAUCAGGAACUCCUGGUUAGUCCAUAGAUUUUAGCAAGAGGUCUCUGUCUGAGGCCCUACUUUUUUUAUUUUAUGGUAAUGAAGAGAACACUGUAACUCAGACUUUGAUGAAGGUACAUUUUGCACCUUGUUUGUUGUUUUUGUGCAUGUGAGGCGUUCAUUCUGCUUAGAAAUCAUUGGGAGUGGGGGGGAAAGCGCAUGAGAUUGCCGAUCUGUGUGAGAUGUUUACUUCAGAGUAAACAUUAGGGUGGUUAGGUUGUCAACUACCUGCACAAGAACUUCUUAAAGGAGUAUGGUAAAGAGAAUCAUUAAAAGGCCCAAGUAGCCCAAUAUUAAACAACCCCCUGAAUGUCAGAAGGUUUGUAUCAUCUUUGUCUUGUGUUGCAGUUCCUCCAUUUUUGUGGGAGGAAUGAUUUGUUUAUUUAGACAGAGGAGUUGUCUGUGAUUCAUGAAUUAAGGAGUAUUGAUCAAAUGAUUCCAAUAAUUGCUACAUUGUAAUGUGAAUAUAAUGCAUCCCUGAGUUCUCUGUUAGAAGGAGGGAAAUCCCGUUACCUUGAAGGUGAGAUGUCCCUAAAUGACCUGUACAUCUUAGUACUCCAACUUGUCUGUUAAUCAUACAUUCCCAGGUCACUCCAGUUUUUUUAAAAAAACUGGUGGGUAUAACAGUUUUUCUGAUUACACUCAGUUUAAAUAAUUUAAUAUUGCACCCCCUUGGCAACUCAUGUUUUUGUGAGUAACCAAAAUUAACAAUCCGAUAUGGUGACCAAAUUGCUAAUUGCACUUUGUCUAUCUUGUGUUCCCACAUAAUUAUGUUUAAUUGAAUCAAACUUGUUCCCGAUCAGACUGGCUCAGUGGUUAACGCUCUGGAUUCUGAAGGCCCAAUUCCAGAGAUUUAAACCACAAAAUCUGAGCCGACACUUUGAUGCAGUACUGAGGGCGCUGUGUGGUGUCAGAUGUAUUAAUUUUUCAAAUGAGACAUUAAAAAAAGCUCUAAUUUUAUUUGAUGUAAAAGAUCCCAUGGCACUAUUCAAGACACAAUAUCUUAACUAACUUUUAUUCCUCAAACAAUGUCACCAGAAACAGAUAAACAAGUCUUCGUCUCAUUGCUGUUUGCAUACAACAGUCUCUCAAAUCAUUUGCAUUUCCUACACUACAGCUUUCAUUACACUUCGUAAUAAAUUGGCUAUAAAGUGAUUCAGGACUUCCCUGUGAUGGUGAAAAGUACUGGAUAACUGUAGAUUUUUCAGCUCUCUUCCUUUUUAAUCAAUCCCACAGUUAUUACAGUCCUUCAGGUCCAUAAUGUAGGGAGAUUUCAGCCUGCAGUUCGCAGAAAUCCACUGUAGUAAAACAAAAGGGAUGGUGUGCAAGUUCAGGCUGGGAACAAAUGUAAGCUCUAAAAUCCCCUUAUAAAGAAUGAACAAAUUGGAAACUGAAAUAAUAGAAAUUUAUCAAAGUGCUCAGCAAAUCAGCCUACAACUGUGAAGAAAAUGAAGAGAUAUUUGCCAUUGUGGGAAUGUUUUCUCGCAAAAGAUGUGUAUAUGGUACAUGAACUCUGUUUAUCUUCAUAGAUGUAGACAAACGUGCUUGCUGCAUAUUUCUAGUACUUCCUACUGCAAUUCUAAACCCUGUGUUGUGCUAUUCACAAACUCAACAAUCAGUUUCAUCUCCUUCAGUUGUUCAUGCACUGCUUUCCUGUACUAUCCAAGAAUCAAUUCAUUCUGAAUUUGCCUAAAUGUUUCUUGAAUUUAGUACCAGUACAUGUUAUUGCAAAGUGACGUUAAGUUGCUUCACAAAAGAAACUUGUAGCCUGCAAAUCCCAGAAUGAGCAAACACCAAAGUCAUUUGGUCAAGUUGUUGGAAGUGAGUGUUGAUCAAGAAGAGCUAUCACUUAUUAAUGAGUGGUCAAUGGUUGUACUGGUUAAAAGGGAAUUUUUUUUUGUAUUUGCACAUUAUGCUGUUUUGUUGCCCUUGUUUCUUCACAACCUUUUUUAUUUGCUUUAUUGAGAUUAACAGUCUUUCUCAUUUAUUUUGUCAGAUUUACCAUCUUCCUUUGUCUAUUUUUUUCUCACACUGAAUCACAUUAAUUGUAACUGAUUUAAAUGUCCUAAGUUCCUUUCCCAGUUUCUUUGCUUUAUGUUUAAUGCUGUUUUGUGAUCAUCGCAGCAUCACUAUUCACUCAGAAAAGCAUUGCAAAUGUUUUGCAAAAUUCUGAAUGUUAUAAAUAGUAGAUGCAUUUUUUAACGUUCAUAAUUAUUAUUAAAGCUCACCAGUAAGCACUUGCCCUCAUGAAUGAUUCAGGAGUCGCAAUGAAUGCAGGUGAUGGCGUGAUUUGAAGUAACUUGGGAAAUCCUGUUUAAUACCUGCCACUCUGCGUAGAAGGAAAUGGGAAAACUGUAUUCUUCCUUUCUUCAGUUGUUUACUAAGCCUGAGGAUUCAGUGUUCCCAGUCGCUUUAAAUGAAAACUAAUCUUUACACGGUACCUGAUACAGCCACCAUGUUGAUCCUGUCCUUUGCCUGCAUGUCUACUUCAAAAAUCUCUGUACAUUUUAAAGGUUAACAAGGCUUUUGAAAUUUCAAGGGGCUGAUUUUAUUAUUUACUUUUUGUUAGUAGGGAUUCCUGUUCUUAAAAUCAGCCCAUGUUCUCUACACCUGUCAACUAACUUUCUCAAGGUACAAUGCAAGUUUUACCUUUGUCUCUGCCUUGCCAAAACUGUGCUAUGAAUUUAGGCUGCAAUUUAUUCCUUACUGCAGGAAUUUGUGCUGAAUAGGAUCUGACUGUACAUGGAUCAGCUGUGAUGUUUGUAAUAUUACAACAGUGGCUACAUUUAAAUGCUUCAUUGUCUGUAAAGCACUUUGAGAUUUUACGAUCAUGAAUAGGGCUAUAUAAAUACAAGUCUUUCAUUUUGUUUUAAAAACAAAAUCCACAUAUUAUGCAGAUUAACCCUUGCAUUUCUCCAGGAGCCAUUACAGUUGCUUUCAGUCAUGACUGUGUACUUAUCAUCUUUUUGUGUGUACUAUAUUUAUAAACAUGUUUGCAGAUUAUGAUGGUGCAGCCUGUGGUGAAUGCUGGAGAAGUACGCAUUCAGUUUGUCAAGCUUACCAAUACUGGAUUGCUUAAUCAGCCACAGUGUUCAAGUCCUAACUGGGACUUGAGCAAUCACUAUUCCCUAAAUCUCCCUCCGCUUGUUUGAUCCAGUUUAGGAAUAGCAUUUAUUUAAUGUGCUUUGUGGCAUUUUCUUAUAAAUCUGUCAAAAUUUGAAAUUAAGUCUACCUCUGAGGGUUUAUUUUCAAUUGUAAAGUGGCUUUAUGAAAAUGCUGUUGAAUUAUAUUCCUUUAUCAUAGAUCACUGGAAUGAGCUUCAAACUGAGCUCCAGUUUGUUCAGACUUGGGGAGCAUAUCGCAGAGUGGGGAUAUGUUAUAAAAUGGGUGAUUCUUUAGCUAAAAUUCAGUCACAAAUGUAGGGAAUCAGGACUUACUACUUGAAAUUAAAGUCAAUUGUGUGUUGUGCAGUCUUACAUAAUCAAUAGAGUGUACAGUUCUAAGUGACCAAACACUGGCCAGACAUUUUCAGAAAUGACUCCGUGUUCACAAACAGAGUUUGGGCCAUGUGGAUGGAAGUUGAGGACUACAGAAACUUGGUAACUCAGAGAAAAUGAGGUGCCAUUUCCUUGCUUUCCUUUCCCAUCUACAGCUUGAUUUUUUUAAACCAAAUUUUAAUAGAAGAUGGAAUUCCCUUUCUUAAUAAGUCUUUGUUAAUUUUUAGAUUGAAACUGUCAUUUCUUUGCACUUUUUAAGGAGGAAAUAUGGCUGAGCAAUUCAUCACUUCAAAGUUUCACUCAUUUUCUCAUUGAUAUAAACUUCAUGAAUAGCGCAGCAGUAUCACUGUAUUAUGGUGAAAAUUGUGCUUUGCAACCUAAAAGGGAAUUAAGGAAAAAUUCAUUCUUGCCUCAAAGUAUAAGAGAGGCUACAUGAUUUUAAAAAUGUAGUGCUGAGGGUUUGAGUGGAGAUAUCAAUGGUUUUGCAUAUACCUUUUGCAUCUUUUUCUGGCAUCAGUGUGCUUUUUAUAAAUUUUUAAGAAAAAUGCAAAUGCUGGGAAUCUGAAAUUAGAACAGAAAAUGCUGUGAGUAUUCAAAUAAAGCAAAAUACUACAGAUGCUGGAAAUCUGAAACAAACACAAAUCUGGAGAAACUCAGCAGGAAUGGUAGCAUCUGGGGAGAGAAAAACACUUAAUGUUUCUCAAGUUUCGUUUCUUCAGAACUUGUUCAGUUUUGAGGAGGAAGUGUGAAAGAGAUUUAAACUGGACACCAAACAUUAACUGUUUCUCUGCCUGUGCAGAUGCUGCCGGACCUGCUCCUCUGGCUUUCUCUGCUGUGAACAUUCAGCAGGUUCGGCAGCAUCUGCAGAGAGAGAGAGAGAAAACAUUAAUUAUGUUAUCUUUCUCUCCUCAAAUGCAGUCAGACAUACUGAGUGUUUUCAGCAAUUUCUGUUCUUAUUUCUGUUUUGUGCCCAUUUGACUGGCAGGUGAAAGGGACAAUCUGGUAUUAAACAUGAUUUGUGAACUGAUUCAGAUCUUUGUUUUCUUCUGUUACUUGAAUAUUUGGGAAAGGUUCUCACCAUUGUAUACUCUAAAAUACAUAAGCAGUGGGACCUGUUUUAAAAACUGGAUAUCUUUAGGAUUUUUUCCCAUUUUAAUAUGUAAUAUUUUAAAAUGUGUGAAGAUGUUUCCAGAUCCAUGUAUUGUUGCAGGUUUAGCCAUGUGGCAGUAUUGUUUCUCGAGGUCAAUGGAGAUGAAUGUAUGUGUGCCAACCCUCACUAAUGUAUCAUGUCUAUCUGUGGAGCGUUUUUAAUGUUGAUGGAUAAAAAAGUGACACUUAAAUUAAUAAAGUGAAAGGAGAAGCCAGUA
Hemiscyllium ocellatum (epaulette shark) is the source of this 6122-nucleotide messenger RNA. RefSeq names its product solute carrier family 35 member E1 (gene slc35e1). The coding region runs from base 26 to 1183 and encodes 385 amino acids. The transcript has 6 exons. Gene Ontology annotation, molecular function: antiporter activity. The record is from RefSeq and is a predicted model, not a curated record. Gene Ontology annotation, cellular component: Golgi apparatus. Lineage: Eukaryota; Metazoa; Chordata; Chondrichthyes; Orectolobiformes; Hemiscylliidae.